Molecule: messenger RNA, 1606 nt
Organism: Xylaria bambusicola
Lineage: Eukaryota; Fungi; Ascomycota; Sordariomycetes; Xylariales; Xylariaceae
Product: putative deacetylase LmbE-like domain-containing protein
Exons: 2
Coding region: 184-1101 (305 amino acids)
Biological process (GO): GPI anchor biosynthetic process
Cellular component (GO): endoplasmic reticulum
Molecular function (GO): N-acetylglucosaminylphosphatidylinositol deacetylase activity
Source: RefSeq, a predicted model, not a curated record
UUGCAACUUACCACCUACUACCGGUAUUCACUCCACUCCUCCCUGCGAUUCCCCACUAUCGUGGACCUACCUAGACCGGCCCCCGGACGACCGCCACGGUGGUGACGACUGCAUCUUUCGAUCCCUCCCUUCCCUCCCCCUCAACAACGCCAAUUAGCAAGACAAGACCUCCCUUCCCGAGCCAUGGCGAUGUCCGCUUACACCAGAGCGAUGGACAGGGCGAUGGACCUCCUCAAGUCCAAUGCCCACAAUGUCCCGCUCAUCUGCCUCGGCCUGCUGCCCCUCAUCUACACCAUCACGAGUACCACCACCCAGAGAAGCUACCCAACACUACGCGACAAAAAGAUAUGUCUGCUCAUCGCCCACCCGGACGACGAGGCCAUGUUCUUCUCGCCCACUGUCCUCGCCCUGACCCGUCCCGAGAAUGGGAACCAUGUCAAGAUCCUGUGCCUGAGCACGGGCAAUGCCGACGGCUUGGGCGAAACCCGUCGGCGCGAAUUGGUCAAGAGCGCAAUGCUCCUCGGCCUGAGACGGGAGGAAGACAUCUUUGUCAUGGAUAGCCCGGAUUUCCCCGACUCCAUGACAGCGAAAUGGGACGCCGACCGCAUCUCGACCCUUCUCCGCAGUGCAUUCGCGCCGCAUUAUGGCAACUCCCGCGAGGAAGGGUCCAUGGUCGUCAUCGACGCCCUCAUAACGUUCGACAAGUCCGGCGUAUCCUCGCACCCGAAUCACAUCUCCCUCUACCACGGCGCGCGGGGCUUCAUCUCAGGGCUUCUGAAGAAGAGGCCGGGUCGGGCCUCGCCCGUGGACCUCUACACGCUGACGUCGGUCGGCAUGCUGCGCAAAUAUGCCGGCUUCAUGGAUAUCUUCGCCACGAGGGCUCUCGUGGGCCUGAGCGCCACGCGCAAGAACAAAAAGGGUAGCCCGGACAAACUGGUCCACGUAAGCGCUCUGACGGGUGGGCGCGAGAGCUACGGCUCUGCCCGCCGCGCCAUGACGGACGCCCACAAGAGCCAGAUGGUCUGGUUUCGCUGGGGCUGGAUAGCGCUGAGCCGAUAUAUGGUCAUCAACGACUUGCGGCUCGAGCAUGUCGAGGCGUAAAGUAUAGAGAAAUGAAAAGAUCCUUGAGUGAUCUCGUACACGGUAACCAAUACUUGCGUACCAGGCAGUGAAAAAAAACAAAAACAAGCAGCCAUGUGUUCUUGUGCUAUAACAUUGGGGUCUUCUAGUAUCUCUACAGCCAGCAUCUGUUCCCUCUUCUCUCAUUUGCUCGCACUAUAUGUAGCCAUCUAUCUAUCAAUCUCCACAAAUACCUUUUCAACUUUCAACUUAUCAUACUGUAUAUACAAUGCCGACAAACGGGCUACAAAUCGCAUAUAGCCGCCAUGAGGAGAAUCGUGUCGCUCUGCUAUCGUAGCGCAUUUAUUCUUUUGUUGUUAUGCCAUGAUUGUCACAUGUACCUGACGGAUCCCGAAAAAACAGCUAGCUAGGUAGCCAACUCACCGUCGAAAGGAAGAUGAGUGUGUCGUUAUAUGUGCGAAAAGAAUGUUGCUAGUGAAGGAUCACUUCACAAAUCAGGAUGUCUCGAGCUCGAGUCGAGUAGAGG